This is a messenger RNA of Staurois parvus, 287 nucleotides long. Lineage: Eukaryota; Metazoa; Chordata; Amphibia; Anura; Ranidae. The record is from the annotation of a GenBank genome assembly.
AAAAACACAAACUCGUUUCAGAGAACCUGUUUGUCCACAUAUACCUUUAUCUUUCUAAUUCUGCAGGCUGCCAUGAAUAAAAAAAAGAUGAGAUUUCAAAAGCUCUUUAGUUUCAAUUUGGGGAUAAUGGGGAGCUAUCAUGCAAAUACAGACUACCAGGGGUGGACUGACCAUUUGGAAACUCGGUUACUGCCCGAGGGCCCGGGGUGCCCCUGGUAGCUUUUUCAUAGGCUUUUUUGAGUUUGGGCAAGGACACAGGGACCCCAUGAUCCCCUAUUGCCCGGGGG